Messenger RNA from Australozyma saopauloensis, 1131 nucleotides. RefSeq lists its product as uncharacterized. The record is from RefSeq and is a predicted model, not a curated record. The transcript has a single exon. Bases 1 to 1131 code for a protein of 376 amino acids. NCBI's taxonomy places the organism in Eukaryota, Fungi, Ascomycota, Pichiomycetes, Serinales, Metschnikowiaceae.
AUGAGUUCUUCUUCAGUAGAGGUGUCCUUUGACACUUCAGCUCUACUAGAUUCUCAUGCCUUGGAUGCUUCUGACUUGCUUGAGUCUGAAUUCAGUCCUAGCCCUACAAAGAGAGACAAAACAACCCUUCUGCAGCCUGGACCCUGUAUGAGUCUUUCCCUUGAAUCAACACCAGAUUUGGGAUGCCACCUGCUGUUUUCCAGUGAACUAUUUCUGAUGACUCAGCAUCUACGAGAAGGUGGCCUGGUUGCCACUUCUCCCAGAAAACACAGACAAUUGCAUGAUGGCCUCAAUCUACACGAGGAUCGCUUGCGCAACAACAAAAUCGAAAAGCUUUUGAACCAAUUAAGUGACGACACAGAGGGCGACUUCGAUAUGGAUAGUGACCUCCGGUCUCGAGCUUUUACAAGCCGAUUUCAGAAAAGGUCUCUCGAUGCGUUCGAUCUCCAUCUCGAUAAUUUUCUUCAGGAGCCAAAAAAACCAGAGCCAAGUCAGUACUAUAACGAAAAUAAGGAGAAUUUGUCUUCUCUUGCUAAGCCGUCAAAACGCAAGCUCAUAGACUCCGGUCCAAAAACACCUUUCCGUAAGCGCCGCUCCACGCCGCCAUUGCCCACGUCUACUUUGGCCAAUGGUUUAUUACCAGCUUCAAUGGUAAACACUUCAUCCAUUCCAGUAUUGUCAGGCCAAAGUUCCCUGGAGGUCCUGGUGACUUCUCCUAACAGAGUUUGUGUGCCUAGGGCCGUUCAUCUGCCCAAGCAGCCGGCUCUUAAGCACAGAAAGAACAGCAGCAUAUUCUUAGUCGACUCACUGACUGGCUCUGUGAGCGAUGCGACACAGUUUGGUACAGAAUUGAACUCGUCCAAUUGUGAAGGGUUUCCUCUUCCAGACGAUAUAAACGAGGUGGUUCAGAUUCCCACCAACACCACUGGCCCCAUGUCCUCUGCACCAAAAAUGGCAAUCAUCAAGGCCAUUUAUGGCAAGCGAUUGUGGAGCAAGGAGAUAGAUAAAUGUGAAAAGGUGGGAUUCUACUCUAAGCGUGAAUUCGAGGAGAUCAAGCUGAAGUCAAACAGUCAGAUGUCAGUGUACCACGACCGAAAAUCGGUGCGUUGGGCGGAGGAUCUUGAGUGGUAA